Messenger RNA from Suhomyces tanzawaensis NRRL Y-17324, 1668 nucleotides. RefSeq lists its product as uncharacterized. Gene Ontology annotation, molecular function: borate efflux transmembrane transporter activity; solute:inorganic anion antiporter activity. The record is from RefSeq and is a predicted model, not a curated record. The transcript has a single exon. NCBI's taxonomy places the organism in Eukaryota, Fungi, Ascomycota, Pichiomycetes, Serinales, Debaryomycetaceae. Gene Ontology annotation, cellular component: plasma membrane; fungal-type vacuole. Gene Ontology annotation, biological process: transmembrane transport; borate transport; monoatomic anion transport. The coding region runs from base 1 to 1668 and encodes 555 amino acids.
AUGAGACUCACCUUCAGGACCGUUGGCUACUGUGGCUACGGCAUCUACCACGACAUCAAGUCGCGCCUCCCCUACUAUGUCUCCGACUUCACCGACGCCUGGAACUACCGCGUUAUUCCCUCCACCACCUUCAUCUUCUUCACCAAUCUUUUACCCGCCAUCGCGUUUGCCCAGGACAUGUUCGACAAGACCCAGCGGCUGUACGGAUUGAACGAAGUGUUGUUGAGCUCUGCCAUUGGCGGGGUGGUGUUUGGACUUCUAGCCGGCCAGCCGUUGUGUAUCGUGGGUGUCACAGGCCCCAUCUCCAUCUUCAGCUACACCGUCUACGAGUUGAUCCAACCACGUGGAACGCCGUACUUCCCGUUCAUGUGCUGGAUCUACCUCUGGUCCAUGGUGUUCCAUCUUGUGAUCGCCGUGGCCAACCUCGUGUCGUUGUUGAAGAUCAUCAGCACGUUCUCGUGCGAUGUGUUCGGGUUCUUCAUCUGCAUCGUGUAUAUUCAAAAGGGCAUCCAGAUCCUCCUGAAGCAGUUCGACCAGGUGGACUUGGCCAGUGGCUACUGCUCAGUCAUGAUUGCCGUGUUGAUGGUGGUGUUUGGCGUGGGCAGCGGUGUGUUUGGCAGCCAGUUGCACUACUUCAGGCCCUGGGUCCGCAAGGUGUUUGUGGACUACGGCGUGUGCAUGGCAGUGAUCUUCUUCACGGGCUUCAUCCACUUUGGCGGCAAGCUCGACGAUACUCAGUUGGCCAGGUUGCCCAUCACAAAGUCGUUUGUUCCGACCCACCAGGGCCUGGACAGACAGCACGGCUGGUUCAUCCACUUCUGGCCAGGCGAGCACAUCGCCACCGCCGACGUGUUCUUGGCCAUCCCGUUUGCCAUCUUGCUCACGUUCUUGUUCUACUUCGACCACAACGUGUCGUCGUUGAUGUGCCAGCUGAAGGAGUACCCGCUCAAAAAGCCGUCCUCGUUCCACUGGGACUUUGCCUUGUUGGGGAUCACCACGGGGUUGGCAGGCAUCCUCGGCAUUCCUGCUCCCAACGGCCUCAUUCCCCAGGCUCCUCUCCACUCGGACUCGUUGGUGGUCCACAGCCGUGAUGGGAAGGCCAUCCUGGUGGUGGAGCAACGCGUCACCAACACCCUCCAGGGCUUGAUCACCAUUGUGAUGAUGACGCGUCCAUUUUUGGUGGUGCUUGGUCUCAUUCCGCAGGCGGUGUUGGCUGGGCUUUUCUUCGUGAUGGGCAUCUCAGGCUUGAACGGCAACAUCAUCACCAACCGCAUCCGCUACGUGUUCAUGGACCGCGACUACAUCGAGCACGAUCCGUCCUGCCCAGCCGUGUUCACCGACAUCCACGCCCUCAACCCCAACAGAUGGUACUACCUCUACUUGGUGCUCGAGAUUGUUGCAGCCAUGGCUGAAUUUGCCAUCACCUGCACCAAAGGUGCGGUGGGGUUUCCGGGAGUGUUGUUGUUCUUUGCAGUUUGUGCCAAGUGGGUGUGGCCAUUGUUUAUUCCUCAGGAGGAGCUAAAGCAGCUCGAUGGCGAGGUGGCAGACGAAUUCAUCAUCAAAAGUCUCCGGAUCGUGGACGAGGCCCGCAAGAGCACCAGCGACGACGAGGAAAAGCAGGAGCUGGUGCAUUCGCGAGCAUAUGAGGUGCAUACAGGAGGUGCAUAA